GCCAGCAUGGUCCGGCGUGUGGCCGUGAUCGGGGCUGGGGCUGGGGGCUUGGCCUCUGUCAAGUGCUGCCUGGAUGAGGGGCUGGAGCCCACCUGCUUCGAGAGCAGCGAGGACAUCGGCGGCAUCUGGCGCUACACGGACUCCACAGACAACAGGAGGAUCACUGUGUACCGCUCAGUCAUCACCAACACCUCCAAGGAGAUGUCCUGCUUCAGCGACUUCCCCUUCCCCGAGGAUUUUCCCAACUACCUGCCCCACAGCCUGGUCCUGGAAUACCUCAGGAUGUACGCCCGGCACUUCGACCUCCUGCGGCACGUACGCCUCCAGACAACAGUUCUCAGUGUGAGGAAGUGCCCGGAUUUCGGCGCCUCAGGCCAGUGGGAGGUGGUCACCGAGACCCAUGGUGUCCGUGAGUCCCAUGUCUUCGAUGCUGUCAUGGUUUGCACUGGCCACUACCAGGAGCCCUACUUGCCAUUGGCUUCUUUCCCAGGCAUUGAAAGUCGCUUCAAAGGCCAGUGCCUCCACAGCUGGGAGUACAAAGACAUGCAGGCUUUCCAAGGGAAGCGCGUCCUGGUGGUUGGCAUCGGCAACACCGGCGGUGACCUCUCCGUGGAGCUGAGCCAUGUGGCUGCCAAGGUGUUCCUCAGCACCAGGAGCCACACGUGGGUCAUCAGCCGGGUCUCACACCACGGCUUCCCCUUGGACAUGGUCAGCACCACCCGCUUCAACUCCCUCCUGGACUGGCUUCUCCCAUCAGCCCUCACAAGGAGAAUCAAGUUUCAGAAGUUCAAUUCAUGGUUCAACCACACAAACUAUGGCUUGGCUUCCAGCAAGAGCUCCAAAUUUAAGAUGAUUAUCAAUGAAGAGCUGCCAUUCUGCCUCCUCUCUGGGACUGUGGUGCUGAAGCCAAACGUGAAGGAGUUCACUGAAAGCUCUGCUGUUUUUGAAGAUGGGACAACCGAAGAAAACAUUGACGUGGUGCUCUUUGCCACGGGCUACAACUUUUCCUUCCCUUUCCUUGAGGAGUCUCUUCGCAGCGCCAUCGACGACAACCGUUCCCUCUACAACUGCAUCUUCCCUCCCCAGCUGGAAAAGCCCACGCUGGCCAUCAUUGGCCUGAUCCAGCUGACGGGCUCCAUCAUGGUGGGGUCAGAAAUGCAGGCUCGCUGGGUGACAGGGGUCUUUGCAGGCUGGAACAAGCUGCCUCCUCCCAGCAGGAUGAUGGCUGAGGUUUCGAAGAGGAAGCCACCAGUUAAAAGGAAUCCAUCUGAGAGGGAGAACCUGAAGAUGAGUUUCAUCAGCUACGUGGACAAAAUCGCUGCGUGCGCUGGCGUCAAGCCCAGCGUGUUGAGGUUGCUGCUGACAGACCCCCGGCUGGGCCUGGCCAUCUUUUUUGGGCCCUGCUCCCCGUACCAGUACCGGCUGGUGGGCCGGGGCAGCUGGAGCGGGGCCAGAGCUGCCGUCCUCACCCAGUGGCAGCGCUCGCUGAAGCCCCUGAGGACGCGGCUGCUGCGGGACAGCUCCAGCGGCUCCUCGGGCUGGGGCUGGAUGUGCCUCCUGGCUCUGCCAGCAGCGCUCACCGCAGCUUGGCUCUUCAAAUGCUGGAGCCCUCGGGCAGGGCCCCGGCUGUAG
This is a messenger RNA of Onychostruthus taczanowskii (white-rumped snowfinch), 1632 nucleotides long. Its product is annotated as dimethylaniline monooxygenase [N-oxide-forming] 4-like. The transcript has 8 exons. Gene Ontology annotation, molecular function: NADP binding; N,N-dimethylaniline monooxygenase activity; flavin adenine dinucleotide binding. NCBI's taxonomy places the organism in Eukaryota, Metazoa, Chordata, Aves, Passeriformes, Passeridae. The coding region runs from base 7 to 1632 and encodes 541 amino acids. The record is from RefSeq and is a predicted model, not a curated record.